AUGGCCGACAACAACUCCCCAGAUUACAAGGCUCUCUUUCUGCAGGCGGAAAAGAGACGCAAAGAGGCCGAAGAGCAACAAAGACAGGCCGAAGAGCGACAGAAGCAGGCCGAAGAUGAAGGAAGACGAGAGAAAAGGAGGCGGGAGCAGGAAGAGGAGAGACGGAAGCAAGCCGAAGAUGAAGGCAGACAGGAGAAAGAGAGACGAGAACAACUUCAAAAGCUCAGCCGACCGACCACUUUCGUGGAAUUCUUACGCCAUUCGCAUGACCUGCUCUCCCGACCGCUGAGAGUCGAGAUACCAUCUCGCUCGAUAACUGGCAAAAUACCCCUUCCCACUGGGAAAUAUUACCCAAUACGAUUAGAACACUAG
Molecule: messenger RNA, 372 nt
Organism: Penicillium roqueforti
Lineage: Eukaryota; Fungi; Ascomycota; Eurotiomycetes; Eurotiales; Aspergillaceae
Exons: 1
Coding region: 1-372 (123 amino acids)
Source: RefSeq, a predicted model, not a curated record